AUGAUGCUCCUAAACGCCAGCAGUCUUCAGCUCCAUGAGUUCUUCGGCUACAGCAUCCCAAUCUACGCAAUCCUCUCGCACACCUGGGAAGAAGACGAGGUUACCCUGCAAGAUAUCGCCAGUUCUUCUUAUGCUUUUAGGAAGGGGUUCGCCAAGGUCCGCGCAUGUUGUGCCCAAGCCCUCCGGGACGGCUUCACCUGGGUCUGGAUUGAUACGUGCUGCAUCGAUAAAACAUCGAGUGCCGACCUCUCCGAAGCCAUCAAUUCCAUGUUCCGCUGGUAUCAAAGCGCGACUGUCUGCUACGUCUACCUGAGCGACCUGCCGGCUCAGAAGCCUGGCCGGCUGGACUACUUGGCAUUCAAGUCUACCAAGUGGUUUACGAGAGGCUGGACCCUCCAAGAGCUACUUGCGCCCAGGCUCAUCGAAUUCUAUGACUGCGACUGGAACGAAGUUGGAACCAAGUCCUCCCUCGAGUACCUCUUGCAUAACAGGACGGGAAUCCGACGUGACAUUCUUUCGCACGACACCUCAAUAUCAUCUUUGCCCGUAGCCGAACGCAUGUCUUGGGCUUCGAAAAGGAAGACAACGCGACAGGAGGACAUCGCUUAUUGCCUCUUGGGCAUUUUCAACAUCCAUAUUCCACUUUUGUACGGAGAAGGUGAUCGAGCUUUCGUCCGUCUCCAGCAAGAGAUCAUACGCAAUUCGGAAGACAUGAGCAUUCUCCUCUGGACGCAGGUAUACCCUCUAAGAGGCCAAUCAGGCGUCCUUGCACAAAGUCCUGCCGCUUUC
This is a messenger RNA of Colletotrichum acutatum, 789 nucleotides long. RefSeq names its product heterokaryon incompatibility protein-domain-containing protein. The transcript has a single exon. The record is from RefSeq and is a predicted model, not a curated record. Lineage: Eukaryota; Fungi; Ascomycota; Sordariomycetes; Glomerellales; Glomerellaceae. The annotation marks the transcript as partial.